Messenger RNA from Paralichthys olivaceus (Japanese flounder), 2581 nucleotides. It is a transcript of the gene rab1ba, whose product is annotated as zRAB1B, member RAS oncogene family a. Gene Ontology annotation, molecular function: GTPase activity; GTP binding. The record is from RefSeq and is a predicted model, not a curated record. Gene Ontology annotation, biological process: vesicle-mediated transport. Lineage: Eukaryota; Metazoa; Chordata; Actinopteri; Pleuronectiformes; Paralichthyidae.
CACAGACGGACGUUGUACCACGGUUUUCCUACUUUUUUUUUCCGGGACCUGAACGCGCUCGCGACUUGUCUGUAGUGCCACGUCACCACACGUCACUACCGCACCUGCGCGGCCAUCUUGAACCUCUUGUCAGCAGCGGACACAGAAAAGCAGAAAACGGACCUAAAUACACAGACCUAACGCGACGAAACACGGAUAUGUCCACUAGAACUGAGGCCAUAAGCAAGAGCAGAGACUGAAUUCAAACUAGGGAGCAGCAGCGGAGACGAUACUACAGCCUUCUAAGUGCCUCGGAGACCCGGACCUUCAAGUCUUAUCUUUCUUUUUGCCGGAGUAGGAAGGAAGAGUCGAGUCACCGACUGAAAAACACAUCCAGCGUGAAACCAUGAAUCCCGAAUAUGACUAUCUGUUCAAGCUCCUGCUGAUUGGAGACUCUGGAGUAGGAAAGUCCUGUCUUCUGCUGCGAUUUGCAGAUGACACCUACACAGAGAGCUACAUCAGCACCAUCGGAGUGGACUUCAAGAUCCGCACCAUUGAGCUGGAUGGCAAGACCAUUAAACUGCAGAUUUGGGACACUGCAGGUCAAGAGAGGUUUCGUACCAUCACCUCCAGUUACUACCGUGGAGCCCAUGGUAUCAUAGUCGUAUAUGAUGUGACAGAUCAGGAGUCCUAUAACAAUGUCAAGCAGUGGCUUCAGGAAAUCGACCGUUACGCCAGUGAAAAUGUCAAUAAGCUUCUGGUGGGCAACAAGUGUGACCUGACCACCAAGAAAGUAGUGGACUACACAACAGCCAAGGAGUUUGCUGACUCUUUGGCCAUCCCCUUCCUGGAGACAAGCGCCAAAAACGCCACCAAUGUAGAGCAGGCUUUCAUGACCAUGGCCGCAGAGAUCAAGAAGCGCAUGGGCCCCGGAGCCACAGCUGGUAGCGACAAACCCAACUUAAAAAUUGAGAGCACUCCCGUCAGGCAGUCCGGAGGGGGCUGCUGCUAAAGGACCCCCACCAUCACCAUCUCCACUUCGACAUAUCCCUCUCCUCUCCCUCUGUGUUCCCCUGCCAUCAUCUCAGCCAUUCCCACACCCCACCAUUCCACCCUGUAACCCACACCCAGCCCUCUGACCCCCCUCUGUCAGCCUGCCUGGAGACACAGGAUUGUUGAGGCAAACGAAGAACUGAACUGUAAGAGUGUUAAGAUCAGAGAACUGAUUUAAAGUUUUGUGAGGAUUAAUUCAGGCCUCUAUGCUCAACAAACAACAGAGAGAAGAAAACAACCAGUGUGAGGGAGGAACAAAAACAGACACCAGGGCAACUUUUACUUUCUGCCAAGAGGACAGAAAGGAAAAAACAGAUAUGGGGGGAAAUUGAUAUUGAUUUAUAGUGGAGUGGAGGCAGUGGAAGAUGAAGUUUAGAAACCACACACACACACACACACACACACACACACACACACACACACACACACACACACACACACACACUCUCCCAUGGCAUGGGGUUAAGAGAUAUAUGCCUUUUGGUCAAAUACUUCUCUCCUCAGACUGCAUCUAUCUUUGCUGAUCUCAUCUUAUGCGCCCGCCCCCCCCGCCCAACCCACAGCCCAAAGUUUUGGUUGUUGGAAUUAUUUACCUGCACAAACACACCACCGGGUGCAGCGUGCUUGAGUCAUUCUCUGUAGAAGCUCUGUACGCAGUAGGAAGUGCUCACUGCUAACAGUGACUCAUCAUUGUCAUUUAUUGAGCAACAUUCACCUCAUUAGUGUGAAUGUGAUCAGUGGACCGUCAGUGUAGUCCAUGUCGAUUGGCCCCAACCAUCCAAUAUACCAGCUGUACAGACAUUAGCUGUAGGUAGAUGCGCCGGCUUCGUGUAUGGGAAUGUGCUUGUGUGUGUCUGUGUUCAGCUCAUUCUCUGACUGAUUUCAGAGUUCAGCAGGAAGUCUGGUUCUUUUAGUUAUUUCUUUUCAGCUUCUCAGCCUGUACCUUUGUUGUCUCUGUAUGUUUAAGAAGCAGAUCCAUCUUUUGCUAAAACUCAAGUAUUUUCAACUUGCACAGAUGCGCCUUCUGCUAAGUUUGUGUCAGAUUUUCAUCUAUCUGCCAUUACUUGUCUUUUCAUUGAUUUUAUAUGCAAUUACACUUUGUAAAAUCGGACUUAGGCCUCUAGUGCCUCUUCUCAAAAGACAGAGGCUCAGUGACAUUUUCUGCAUUCUCGCAAAAGGAACUUAGUGAUUUAGUGACCCAAGUAUGAGCCCAAAAAUUUGAUUAUGCUGAAGGAAGAUCUACACGCAAAGACAGUAUGACAGAAGCAUUAACCAAGGGAUUCCUUAACCUAACUCCCUGCUCAACGCUUGUGGUGGAAGAGGAGCUGGAGGCUCAGUUAAAUCCUCAUCUUGACAGAGCUAGGAUGGAGGCGGUUGUUUUGAGAACUUAAAUAUACUGUUAGUUUUUCUCUUUAGUCUUCACAGUAAUAAUUUUGCAUAGAAAUGAAAGAAAUGUAACACUUAGCACAGUGACCUGCUGGAAUGACACUAAAUAUUACUGUAAGAGGGCAGAUAGCGUCGGACACAGAUGACAAAGUAUGAUUUAAAA